AUGGCCGCAAGUGGUCACUGUUUUAUGGAGUGGAACGAGCAAUAUGUUUCAAAGGAGCGUGGCAACCGUGUGGUUCACUAUUUCUUAAAGGAUAUGUCGGGGGAAUCCAUUCUUGCCGUUGUGGGCACUGAGAGAAGUGUUAGGCACAUGUUCUAUGUUGUUUCUGAUGAGUUCUUGAAUGUUCAUGGGGGUGAGAAUUCGGUCCAUGCUGGCUUCAGAUGGAGGUCACGGAGAGAGGUUGUCAACUGGCUCACAUCUAUGCUAUCAAAGCAGCACGGGCAAGGUGGUUUUGCUGAAUCGGCAAAAGAUGAUCCUGUGUCUGGAGUCGGUGCUCAACAAACCUACAUGCGAGAUUAUAAGGGUCAUCUCGCAAGGAAUUUGAAAGGACACACUUCGGACAUUGUCUGGUCAGGUGUAGCAUGGUCUUGCGGCAAACAACUCAAGCACUACCCAGCAUUUUGCAGGAAUGGGAUUACAAUAGUG
Molecule: messenger RNA, 483 nt
Organism: Ilex paraguariensis (yerba mate)
Lineage: Eukaryota; Viridiplantae; Streptophyta; Magnoliopsida; Aquifoliales; Aquifoliaceae
Source: the annotation of a GenBank genome assembly